CUUCGCUCGCUGCAAUGGAGACCAAGGGUCAAUCUUCAGACGAGACAACCCAAAAACUUGGCACUGCCACCCAACGGCUUGUACAAUUGACCGAUCAAAAUGUGCACUUGCAAGAGUCUCUUAAAAAGGCAAAAGAGCACAUUUUCAAUCAAGAAAAAAAGAUUCGUAGUCUACAAGAAUCCGAUCAAAAGGACUACUUUAAUGAAGCUCUACAAUCGUUACAAGCCACAGUGAAGCUCAAGGAAAUGGAACUUGAGCGAUCCAAGCGCGAAGUUCUUGAUACUCGUGCUGCAUCUCGACGAGAACAGCGCCUGGUUGUAUCUGCAUGGUAUGAACUGGGAUCCAAGAUUCAGAAAAACACACCAGGUUCCAAAGGCAGAGCGAUUGCUUCUAGUUCAUGGCUUGGCCAACAACGACAAAACUUGGAUAGUCCACGAUCAGCUCGAUACCGCUAAAUCCUCGCGAGGAUUCUCUGAUUUCUCGACAAUACAAAGCAUAAACUUGACACAUUCAAUUAUGGUUGCUUCCCAACUUGUAAUACAAUACGCUUUGUUAUGAGAUUAACUUGAAGAUGCCCAGACAUUGAAAAAUUAAAUUUUCUAUUAUACAACU
Batrachochytrium dendrobatidis JAM81 is the source of this 612-nucleotide messenger RNA. RefSeq lists its product as uncharacterized. Bases 15 to 455 code for a protein of 146 amino acids. NCBI's taxonomy places the organism in Eukaryota, Fungi, Chytridiomycota, Chytridiomycetes, Rhizophydiales. The transcript has 3 exons. The record is from RefSeq and is a predicted model, not a curated record.